Molecule: messenger RNA, 1668 nt
Organism: Penicillium lagena
Lineage: Eukaryota; Fungi; Ascomycota; Eurotiomycetes; Eurotiales; Aspergillaceae
Product: fungal specific transcription factor domain-containing protein
Exons: 1
Coding region: 1-1668 (555 amino acids)
Biological process (GO): DNA-templated transcription
Cellular component (GO): nucleus
Molecular function (GO): DNA binding; zinc ion binding
Source: RefSeq, a predicted model, not a curated record
AUGGGAUUUCUACAUAUUCCAACUUUCAUGGACCGUUUCACGAACCCCGAAAGACUAUAUUUGGAGCAAUCAGGGCUCAUAUAUGCUAUGUGUGCCCUAGCUGCACCGUUCUACUAUGCAGACACUAUUGGUGCUGGCGUCGAGAAUCAUCAGAGCAACACGCAAUUUUUUGACGCAGGAAAAGGGUGGGCUGAAGCCGCAAGAGAACAUCUGUUUUCAAAUUUUGGCCAGCCGGGAAUUGAAUAUCUCAUGACAGAGGUACUUCUGCAUGAGCAUUAUCUGCGCAUCGGUGACUACGCCAAGGGAUUCAUGAUUUCUGGACAGAUUGCCCGACAUCUACAAAUUCUGCAACUAAACAUUGAGAACGACUCUGAUAUCCUAUGUCGGAAAACCUCUACGGUGUGUGCCUCUAAAGAGACUAGAAGAAGGCUUGUCUGGGCCUGCUAUCUUCUUGACGCAUUGAUUGAAUGUGGAAUCGAUCAACUGCGACUGAUCGUGCCUGAAGAUAUUCAUGUCCAGUUGCCCUGCUUGGAAGAGCUUUUUGUCAGAAAUACUCCCCGCAUUACGGAAAUGCUUGCUGAAGGCAAAUUACUUCCAUUCAUCGAUCCAACACUUAGCACCGAGACUUCAGCCAAUCUCGAUAUGCGCUCCUUUUACAUUCGUGCGAUGGCUAUUCGGUCCAAGCUCCUCAAGUUCGUGAAGCAUUUGGACAACGAAGUGCCUUGGGAAAUCAGUGACAGUUCCAAAUUUUCUCGGCUUGACAAGGAGCUUCGAAACAUGGAGAAUUCGAUUCCUGAAUAUCUGAAAAUGUCGACCGAAAACAUGUAUCUGUUCAAGGCAUCAGGACGCCUGAACUUAUAUUUCGGUUUACAUAUUCUGAUGUCCCAAAAUUUUCAUGAUCUGUACCGUAUUGGUGUCUCGCACCUCGUCUUUCCCAAUACGGCAACACAGUGGAUCCGCGAGAAUGCCCCCGAGGAAUUCAUUCGACAGUGUCAUCAUAUGUGUGCCAGCAAGUCCGUAUAUAUCGCUUCCAUCUUGAAAGAUCUUUGGACCUGUCAUAAGCCCAGCAUUAUUGAUACGCCAUAUGCCAUGCACAUACAAGUCUGCAGCAGCGUCCUCGUCACCACUCUUACAUCCUGGAGUUUCCAUAGUUUCCAUGGCCCACUCCUCCCGGAGUUUGGAUAUUGUGACUAUCAAGAAAUGCUGCAAAACAAUGUUACAAUGUUGCAAUACUUACAGCGCUACAUCAAAGCGGACAUGUACUGUGGUUCGGCCACACAAGCUCUGAGGCGGUUCAAGAAGCUGUUCUCCGCGGAUCCCUCAACUACUAUAAGAGGCUCGUCAAUCAACGAUACAGAUGCCAACAAACGUGCAGGAUAUUCCACUCAACUCCCUCUUGAGCAUGUACUGAAUCCGUUGGGUACGUAUCCAAUGGCUCGGAAGCAGACCCAGAUUCAAGACAAGCCCGGGGCAGAUGCCACUGAAGAUAUACCUGUGGAGGAACCUGAUCAAGCUCGAUCUUUGAAUUCAAUAGCAGUGGAUAUUGAAGAAUUUCCGAGCUCCGACUACAUGUUUCCCAGUCAUCUCCUGGACUGGGAGUCCGAGAUAUCCAUCAUGUCCAGCAUGGGAUAUCCUACAUUUCUUGAAAACCUCUCUGUGGAACUAUGA